CGAACAGUGUCUACCCCUUCUCUCUCACACACACACAGACGCAUUCAUCGGACUCAGCUGAGAAAGCAAAGAUGCAGAGCGUCGGCAGGCGAUUGGGUUACCAAUACAUCAGGCAUUCGGCCGCUCCGAUUUCUUCUUUCAAAUCGGCUUACUCGCUACCCGAUCAAUAUUAUGGAGCGGAUAAUCCGAGAUGGGCUUCUACUCUUGCCACCAAAGGCGUGGGGCAUUUAGUGCGUAAGGGCACUGGUGGCAGAUCAUCUGUUAGUGGCAUUAUCGCGACAGUAUUUGGGGCUACAGGAUUUCUGGGACGAUAUCUAGUGCAGCAACUCGCUAAGAUGGGUUCUCAAGUACUUGUUCCUUUCCGAGGCUCUGAGGAUUCUCAUCGUCACCUUAAAUUGAUGGGUGAUUUGGGUCAGAUUGUUCCCAUGAAAUAUGAUCCUAGAGAUGAAGAUUCGAUUAAGGCAGUGAUGGCAAAGGCUAAUGUUGUUAUUAAUCUUAUCGGAAGGGACUACGAGACCAGAAAUUACAGUUUUGAGGAAGUGAACCAUCACAUGGCUGAACAGCUUGCUGUCAUUGCAAAAGAACAUGGUGGCAUCAUGAGAUACAUUCAAGUUUCUUGCUUGGGAGCAUCUCCAUCAUCUCCCUCCAAGCUGCUUAGAACUAAAGCAGCUGCUGAAGAAGCUAUCUUGCGAGAAUUGCCCGAGGCCACAGUUGUGAGACCUGCUGUGAUGAUUGGUACAGAGGAUCGAAUUUUAAACCCAUGGGCACAUUUUGCAAAAAAGUACAGCUUUAUCCCACUUAUGGGGGAUGGAUCAACCAAGAUUCAGCCAGUAUACGUCGUUGAUGUUGCAUCGGCAAUUAUUGCGGCCUUAAAAGAUGAUGGAUCAAGCAUGGGAAAAGUUUAUGAACUUGGUGGACCCGAUAUUUACACAAUGCACCAAUUGGCAGAACUCAUGUUUGAAACGAUUCGUGAAUAUCCUCACUACGUGAAGAUUCCUUUCCCUAUUGCUAAGGCUAUUUCAACACCUCGAGAGCUAUUGCUCAAGAAGGUUCCCUUUCCAUUGCCUGUCCCUACCAUAUUCAAUUUGGACCUGAUUGAAUCCCUUUCCACUGAUACAGUGGUAUCUGAAAAUGCUUUAACAUUUGAGGAUCUCGGGAUCGCGCCACGUAAGCUGAAGGGAUAUCCAGUUGAAUUUCUUAUACAAUACCGUAAAGGGGGUCCAAACUACGGUUCAACAGUCAGUGAGAAAAUUUCCCCCAAGUGGUCUUGAUCCUCGUCAGUUUCUUUCUUUUGAGGUAGGGUUUGUUUUUUGUCUGAAUUUCUGCAGCACCAUGUGAAAUUCACACCUUAUCGAGUGACUUGAUGGAGAAUUGUAGUAGUUAUUGCAUAUUUACAUUUUGCUAAUUGGUGUAACGGUUGAAUAAACAAAUCAGUUCAACCUUCAAAACAAGGAUGAGUCAUCGAGACCCUUUGGAAGAAAGGUACGGAGGAAGAACACGAUUCAUAUAUAUAUAUAUUGCCUAAAAAUAGUCUCUUUCCAAAAAUGAUGCACCACAUUUGCUUAGGCUGUAAGCCUUAAAUCCUUUCAUGUAACAUAAGUGAAGAGAACAGUGUUUAUUUCCCUUCGUCGACUCGAUUUUUCUGUUAUAUCUCUGUUUUUUUUUAAUCAUAUUCACAUGGAAUUGUGCUCAAA
Erythranthe guttata (spotted monkey flower) is the source of this 1694-nucleotide messenger RNA. Its product is annotated as NAD(P)-binding Rossmann-fold superfamily protein. Gene Ontology annotation, cellular component: mitochondrion. The record is from RefSeq and is a predicted model, not a curated record. NCBI's taxonomy places the organism in Eukaryota, Viridiplantae, Streptophyta, Magnoliopsida, Lamiales, Phrymaceae. Gene Ontology annotation, molecular function: protein-containing complex binding.